CCUUAAAAAUUAUACUUUUUUGCAUAUAUGAAAUAUACCCUCUACCAUUUUAUUUAUUUAUUCUGUCUGCUAUCUCAGUUCGUGCGAUGUCACAGUAUCAACAAUAAGCAAUUAUUAUGGGUAGAAACUAUCACAUCCGUCGGAUUAGAUAUUGCCGACCGUCCAAAGACUUUCUUCGAAAAGCGAGCUAUUUCACCAAACAACUACUUUCAGCCCAAUUUACGAACAUUGGAAUAUGAUGACUCACUACGACUGACUCUGACAGCUUUCAAUACAACUGUCUAUCUGCACCUGAUCCCAAACCUCGAUCUGUUUCAUUCCAAUGCCGUCAUUCACCAACAAGGUCGGUCAGUGAAGAUAAAGCCUUCAGAUUAUAGGGUCUAUCGUGGUUAUGUCAUUGAAGAUUUCUAUUCUGAGCAUUGGUGGCUGUCAGGUUUACCCGAGGAAGACAUUAUAGGUCAACCUGGUGUAUUGGGAUGGGCCAGAAUCGUUAUUCGCAAUGAUAUAAAGCAUGAUUUGGAUUACCCUUUAUUCGAAGGAGCUUUCAGUAUAAACGGUGAUAUUCACCAUAUAAAAUUAAGGAAUAAUUAUCAUUUAACGAAAAGAUCGGACGAUGCAGACUUGUCUACAGAAGGAGCUCAGCAACAUUUAGUCAUUUACCGUGAUUCAGACACGGUAACUAAGGAGAAUAAGUAUUAUAACAGAUCUAUAAUACCUCACCUAACUGGGGAAUGCGGAUUUGAUCGUCUGUCGCAACAUCAUCAGCAAUUGCAACGACAGAUCCUUGAUCCAUUUAAAAUUCCUUCGUUUUCCACAACCUCUUUCUCCAAAAAUUCAGUAGUAGAUUCUAUAUUUGACAUCCCAACUACUCCUAAAGUCCCAUCAUUAGCCAAACGAGCGCCGGCCGGUUGCCCUACGACUAAAAAGAUUCUGUAUAUGGGGGCAGCAGCUGACUGUACUUAUACUAAGCAUUACGGUACAACAGAUAAUGCUCGUAUGCAAAUAAUCAACGACUGGAAUUCUGUCAGCUCCGUGUACUCAUCUACUUUUAAUGUUGCGAUCGGCUUGAUUAAUAUCACCAUAAUGGAUUCAUCUUGCCCGGCAAAUCCACCUUCAGCUACGAAUUGGAAUCAAGCUUGCUCCAAUAGUUAUCCAAUAACAACCCGGUUAAGCGACUUCAGUCGUUGGAGAGGCAGCAUUGGUGAUGAUGGAGCUGGAUUAUGGCAUUUAAUGACCAAUUGCGCAACGGGUGCUGAAGUAGGUAUUGCUUGGAUGUCGCAAGUUUGUAAUACAGAAGCUAUCCGCUCCAGCUCUACGGGCGAAUAUACCUCUGGUACAGGUGUUUCUUCCAUUAUUCGCGAUGAGUGGAAAGUAGUUGCUCAUGAAAUCGGACAUGGCUUCGGCGCUAUUCAUGAUUGUAAUGCAAUGAGCUGUCCGUGUUCAGGAUCAAGCUGUCAGUGCUGUCCUUACAGUGAUACUCAAUGCGAUGCAGGCGGAAAAUACUUUAUGAACCCUACUAGUAAUGCUUCAUCAGAUGCUUUUAGCCCCUGUAGCAUCAACACUAUUUGUGGGUCUAUGUCGCAAUUCACAAGUUGUUUACAAACUCCUGGAUCGAGGAAUGUAACUACUUUACAAAUGUGUGGUAAUGGUAUUAAAGAAACUGGUGAAGAUUGUGAUACAGGUGGGCUACCAAGUAAUUGUUGUGAUCCCAGCACAUGUAAAUUCAAACCAGACGCUGUUUGCGAUGACUUCAAUGAUGGGUGCUGUAACAAUUGCCAACUACGACCUGCCAAUUACACCUGUCGUCCUGCUUCCACAGUAUGCGAUAUACCUGAAGUCUGUUCAGGGACAUCCGGCGAUUGUCCUGAAGACAAAUUUAAAGAUGAUCUCAGUAGUUGUGGUAAUGGACUUCAAUGCGCCUCUGGUCAAUGCACAUCACGUAACACGCAAUGUGCCGCGCGUGGCGUCACCUACAGUAUCACAAAAGCUUGCGCUGCUGACAAUGGAUGCCAAAUUACCUGUCAAGAUCCUCGCUCUGCACUUUCAUGUAUUCAAUUCCCUGGCGCUUUCAUAGAUGGUACACCAUGCGGUAUCGGAGGCAUAUGCAAAGCCGGUUCCUGCAAUAACGAGAAUCUUGGUAAUAACAUCAAGAAUUGGAUCCAGAACAAUUUGAAGAUUGUGAUACCAGUAGCAGUCGUCGUUGGACUGUUGCUUUUGUGCUGUUUGUAUAGAUGCUGCUGUUAUGGUGGUAGACGUACUGGUUAUAAUGACAUUACCAAAACAACGAUCUAUACCAUUCCUGGACAGCAGCCGCCAGCAUAUGGUGCACCACCACCACCACCUCAACAAUAUGUAAAUACUCAGCAACCCUACUAUCCCCCGCCGCCUAACAGCUAUUAUACUCCACCAGGAAUACGCCAAAACGGCUGGGUUGAUCCUGCAGCGUAUAACGGAUACGGGAACACUACUAAUAACAGAGGGCCACAAUCACCGCUUCCUGUGUAUUCCCAACAUGAACCUAAUAACUGUAAUAACAGCAAUAACAACAAUGAUAGUUACGAAAUGAACAAUGCACAACAAUGGCGGCAGCAUAGCCCAACUCCACCUGUAGGAACAGCAAUUACACCGAAUACGCCCACACCAGCAUACCAGAUGCCUCAACCAUCAACAAACCAUCUAUCGGCUCCUGGAGGUAUUCACAACACUACGAAUAUUGGAGGAAGGCCAUUUAACGAAGGCGUUGUCUAA
This is a messenger RNA of Mycotypha africana, 2748 nucleotides long. Its product is annotated as Metallo-peptidase family M12B Reprolysin-like-domain-containing protein. Gene Ontology annotation, molecular function: metalloendopeptidase activity. The record is from RefSeq and is a predicted model, not a curated record. NCBI's taxonomy places the organism in Eukaryota, Fungi, Mucoromycota, Mucoromycetes, Mucorales, Mycotyphaceae. The coding region runs from base 28 to 2748 and encodes 906 amino acids. Gene Ontology annotation, biological process: proteolysis. The transcript has 9 exons.